This is a messenger RNA of Saccoglossus kowalevskii, 3339 nucleotides long. RefSeq lists its product as uncharacterized. The record is from RefSeq and is a predicted model, not a curated record. NCBI's taxonomy places the organism in Eukaryota, Metazoa, Hemichordata, Enteropneusta, Harrimaniidae.
AUGAUGAACGACAAACCUUCUACUUUCGAUAGCAUAAUGACACCCCUGGAUUUGUCAACCAAGAAAGUUACUCAAAAAGAAUUGACAAACAUUUCGGAAACAACUCGCGAUGAUAAAUAUUACGUCGGUUCUAGAAUGACGUUUGCAAACCCAUGGAGUAAAGACCUCGCAGUAUGGAAUGCGAAAAACAUGCAACACGCCGUGAAUUACCAAUCACCAUUGAAAGUCAACGCGGUAUCGAGGGAGCACACAGCGAUCGCGCCGACGAGCAACGCUGCUGUUGCAAACAAUGGCGUUAAUGUAAAAGAACCGGGCAACGCAUCCGAGAGUAAGGGGGGAAUUGAAACUGUCCAACGACGCGAGGAAGACAUUGGAAAGUGUAGUCUAAGUUCGCAAGUACCACCCUCGCCCUUGAACCAAACAAUUCGAAACGCAAUCACCGAGGAGGAAAAUGACAUGUCUGCCGAGGCGACUGAAAUUCGCAGCAGAUCAGAAAUAGAUACUACAAGUCCUCACUGGCGACAGUUCAAAUUUUCUGCAAACCACAGCGAGGUGAGCAAAAAGAGGAAGAGAAAAGCAAAAACCUGGCAAGUGCCUGUUGGCCACGGAACAGUAGCGUUAUUGGCUAGAGACAUAUUAACGAACGAUCAACAUCAUCAUUUAUCUGGAGCUGCUGAAUGGCCGGUCGACAACCUCAGAAGUCGCGGAGUACACGGAUAUAGUUAUCUUACGGAACAGGAAGAGUCGGUUGUUUACAAUCCAAAGAAAAUAUUGCUAAAGCGUAAUUCUUUGGAGGAAGAAUGCUCUUCGAACAACAAACGUGUCCAACUAUCGCCAGCAGCGGUAGCCAAUGAUAUCUCGGAACAGAAACACGAAGAUGUACUACGAGCACUCCUCCGUGAGUCCAAUAAUCGAGCUUAUAACACAGAUAAUCUCCGAUCGAUGCCAACUGUUGUUUCACACGUUGGCCAGAACGGUAUUAACAAAUUACAAUCGCCGGAGGCCCAACUACACGGCACAACAAACACACGUACCAAUGUGGCGCCUGUAACCACGGUACCCAACGCACCAACAGAGAUUCGACCUAAAAAAGACGAGCUACUCAAACGAAAGCCCGUAGUCACAGGGCCUUUUUCGCGAGAAGAAAUUCAAUCAACGCCAGUUAUAUAUGCGCCCACCAAUUCUACGCCGCGCUUGACCCCGACACCUCUGCCGCGAACAAGUUACCAAAUAACAACAAUCGCACCAGACGAAAUCAACAAUUACAAGGGAAUAUUACAGCGAGAAGAAGCAACUUUGAUCCCCGUUUAUUUGGAUGAAAAACAAGAGAAAACCUCCAUGCUAAUAUCGAGAGAUGGUAGCUGCACCGAACUGCGAGCAGUUGUGAUCGGCAGAGCGCCCUCUACUGAAGCAGAUAUUAAAGUGGUCCCUCGCGCGGCGAUUGUUGACACCAUAGGGACACGGGUUCCCGUGCAUCAGUCAUGCACAAGUGUGACACGAAGUGGCCAGGCGAAUGUACAGUCACCAAUAACUUUGUCGCUAUGUGGCAAUAAUACAAUUACAUCAGGAAAACGCCCGACGAUGUCGGAACCAAUUCCCCAAAAUAUGUACAAUGAGUCAGAUCGUGGCAAAGUCCCGCGUGAACAUGAUAAACACUCGAGAAAAUUACAUGACCGACAUCUUGGUGCGUACCAAGAAAGUUACAGCGCAUGUGGAAUGCAGGCAUUGGGACGAAUACAUCAUAAUACCGACACUCAACAUCAAAACGCAGUGCAAGUGAACAUUGAAACAAGUUCACCAUCCCAAACUAUUUUUAGUGAUAAUAAAUUAGACCUUAACGACAUUCACAACAAACACCACUCAUUGUCAUACUGUCGCGAUGUUAGGCAAACUGGUAUGUCUAAAUUAACAAGAGUUGACAAUGCCCAAUCCUCAGAUAUCUCACGCAAUAUUCUGGAACAGUUAAAUCAGCUGAGCGUCUCCAAGCUCCUGGAGAUACAAAAGAGCUGGACCGAUAAACCAAACAGCGACAAUAUGAAGAAAUCGAAUGAUCCACGAGAACAGAGCGGGGAGCGCUGGAAGAAAUGUAAGGAUUCUUGCAGACCUCCUCGAAGCAACCCAAUAUUCAACACCGCCGCGCUGCCAGUAUCGACGCCGACGUUUAUGAAACCUUACGUUUCGAGUCCCAUCAAUGAUGAAUACUCUGAAAAGUCCCUCUCUAUAAAAUUGCCUGAACAAUAUUGUGUGGAAAAAGAAGCCGACUUAUCCGCUAACCGGGACAAGAAAUCAAUAAACCCGGCGCUUCGCGACGCACUGGAUGCUAGGGUAUCAUCUGUGAUAUCAGCCAAUGACAGUUUACUCCAGGCACAUGAAAUCCCAAGGAAACGACCUUGGUCAAAAAAGGACUGGGAAGAGAGACGAAGCUUCCUAGGAAAGAGAGCACGGCGACGAAGGUCAUCAGAGACAAGUCAGUUAUCAUCACCAGGCAUCUUUAGUGGACCUUCAGAUAACGCAGUAGCUUUUCCAUCGACUACCGACGUCAAUGGUAUCACAUACGAUGGAUAUACCACGAAUACGUGCGAUGUCCCAGUUUGUCAAGUAGCAAAGCCGGCUGAAUCAAACACGGCAUCACCCAGUCAAACUCCACUGAGUUCGCCCGUCACCAUGGAAACAACGCCGACACAGACGCGUAACCACACCCCGUCCUAUGAAAACAAUCGCGUACCCUGUGUCCAACCGCCAAAGAAAAAUCUGCUGUGGCGUCAUAAUUCAUACACACAUUCUACUGACAGCGAAAAACAGAAACCAAAAACUGAAAGCGAGGCGACCAGCGUAGCAGAGAGUUCGGAUAGUUCAAAUGAAUCGCAAGAUGUAGCCCCAAGCUUGCCGACAGAUGAUUCCCGAAGCUUGUCACCGCUAACAAAUGAGUCCCGAAAUGUUCCAACGGAAACGAAUCAGACUUUCACUUCGUGGCUCAAGUUCCAGCUGCAGACAAAUACUAACUCGAACAAAAACGAGAAAGAGAAUCCUGCAGAAAACGAACAGACAAAAGAAAACACCGAAAUGAGUGAAACCAGUAGCACAGGGGACUCAUCGCCGGUAGGCGGCGCUAACAUGGCUGGUAUGAUACAGACCAUGAUAGAGGUCAUCAUGGAAACCCACCAACAGUCAAAAAAACUCGUCAACAACAUAUUUCACUCAGAUAAUAAUAACAAUAAUGACGGAAUCGUCACGAAAACGAAAGGUACUACCUGCCAUGAUGGCGUGUCAUACUCUCGUACCAAUGACUCGCCAGUCCGAUUGGCCUUGGAAGCCAACAACGACCACAUUUCAAGAUAG